AUGAGCACCACCACUGGCCCAGCAGCUGCACCCAAGCCAAGUGCCAAGUCUAUCUAUGAGCAGAGGAAGCGUUACUCCACUGUGGUUAUGGCCGAUGUAUCCCAGUAUCCAGUCAAUCACCUGGUGACGUUCUGCCUGGGCGAAGAGGAUGGCGUGCACACCGUGGAAGAUGCCUCAAGGAAGCUGGCCGUCAUGGACAGCCAGGGCCGGGUCUGGGCACAGGAGAUGCUGCUGCGAGUGUCCACUGACCAUGUCACACUGCUCGACUCUGUUUCCAAGGAGGAGCUGGAGUCGUACCCGCUGGGCGCCAUCGUGCGCUGCGACGCAGUGAUGCCACCCGGCCGGAGCCGCUCGCUGCUGCUACUCGUGUGCCAGGAGCCCGAGCGCGCGCAGCCGGACGUGCACUUCUUCCAGGGCCUGCGCCUCGGGGCGGAGCUGAUCCGAGAGGACAUCCAGGGGGCUCUGCACAAUUACCGAUCGGGUCGUGGGGAGCGCAGGGCGGCGGCGCUCAGGGCCACGCAGGAGGAGUUGCAGCGCAGCCCCUCGCCCGCCGCCGAGACCCCACCCCUGCAGCGCCGCCCGUCGGUUCGCGCUGUAAUCAGCACAGUGGAAGCGGGCGCCGGCCGCCCCCAGGCGGAGCCCAUCCCCGAGGCAGAGGAGGCGCGGAGGCCCGCCGUAGAGGGCACGUCGAGCAGAGCUGACCCGGCCUCCCCGGACCUGGGACCCCGGGGUCCUGACCUGGCCAGUCUGCAGGCUGAGCGGGAUGUGGACAUCCUGAACCACGUGUUUGACGACGUGGAGAGCUUCGUAUCAAAGCUGCAGAAGUCGGCGGAGGCGGCCCGCGUGCUGGAGCACCGGGAGCGCGGCCGCAGGACCCGGCGCCGGGAGGCCGGUGAGGGUCUGCUGACGCUGCGGGCCAAGCCUCCCUCGGAGGCCGAGUACACCGACGUGCUUCAGAAAAUCAAGUACGCCUUCAGCCUGCUGGCCCGACUGCGCAGCAACAUCGCCAACCCCUCCUCCCCGGAGCUGCUGCACUUCCUGUUCGGACCUCUGCAGAUGAUCGUGAACACCUCGGGCGGCCCCGAGUUCGCGAGAGGCGUGCGGCUGCCACACCUGACGUCCGAGGCCGUGGCGCUGCUGCGGGACAAUGUAACUCCACGUGAAAACGCCCUCUGGACCUCGCUGGGGGACUCCUGGACCCGCCCAGGGGUGGAGCUGCCCCUGGAGGAAGGACCCCCAUACAGCCCUGAGUUCUCCAGCGGCUGGGAGCCUCCGGCCACUGACCCACAGGGUCGCCCCUGGGAGGACCCAGUGGAGAAACAGCUACAGCACGAGCGGCGGCGCCGGCAGCAAAGCGCUCCCCAGGUCGCUGUCAAUGGUCACCAAGAUCCAGAGCAAGAAUCUGAGCCCCAUUGCGAGCCAGAGCCAGCAGGAAAGUGGGUCCUGUGUAAUUAUGACUUCCAGGCCCGCAACAGCAGUGAGUUGUCAGUCAAGCAACAGGACGUGUUGGAGGUCCUGGAUGACAAGCGGAAAUGGUGGAAGGUUCGGGACCAAAAGGGGCAGGAGGGAUAUGUACCCUAUAAUAUCUUGACACCCCAUCCCGGAACCCAGGUGAACCGCGGCCAAAGCCCUGCCCGCAGCAUGGAAAAUAGCACUCCCCCUCCCUCACGAGCCCUGGCCUCAGCUCCUGCUCAGGUUCGGCCCCACUGGGACAGCUGCGAUUGCCUCAACUUAAACCCCAGUGAGAAAGAGAAAUUCUGCCAGAUGCUCAGUGUCAGCGAGGAGCUGCAGGCGCGCCUGGCCCAGGGCCGCUCGGGUCCCAGCCGCGCAGCCCUGGGAGCCCGCGCACCGGAGCCGCAGCUCAGCCCGCGUUCAAGUGCCUCGGAGGUCCGCGCCUGGCUGCAAGCCAAGGGCUUUAGCUCGGGGACUGUGGACGCGCUGGGCGUGCUGACCGGCGCGCAGCUUUUCUCUCUGCAAAAGGAGGAGUUGCGGGCGGUAAGCCCGGAGGAGGGGGCGCGUGUGUACAGCCAGGUCACGGUGCAGCGCGCGCUGCUGGAGGACAAAGAGAACGUGUCAGAGCUGGAGGCAGUGAUGAAGAAGCAAAAGAAGAAGGUGGAAGGCAAGAUGGAAAUAGAGGUCAUUUGACCCUUCCUAGCCCCUUCGCAAAAAGUGAAGAGAAAGCGGGUUUCCCAGUGCUCUGUGGGAGAACAGACUCUUCAGACUCCCCCCACCAAUGGGAGGAGACCCCUUGAAGGAUCGCCAACCCGUUUAGGCCCUGGUCUUCCCCCUUCCCCUUCCCGGUAUACAGACUGAACAAUCUUGCUGGAGUCUCUCCAGAGUGAAAAUGGACUGGGAGUGUGGAGAAGGCAGGGCACAGAGACAAUUUACAGAAAGCGCUUACUGCGCGCCCAGGGAGAAGGCACACGCCGGGAGAGGGCGCACUCAGGAGCCCUGUGCAUUGUAAUAUGCUAACCAGUCUAUAAACAGCCGCCUCUUAGCAA
Galeopterus variegatus (Sunda flying lemur) is the source of this 2501-nucleotide messenger RNA. RefSeq names its product EPS8-like 1 (gene EPS8L1). Gene Ontology annotation, biological process: regulation of Rho protein signal transduction; positive regulation of ruffle assembly; Rho protein signal transduction. NCBI's taxonomy places the organism in Eukaryota, Metazoa, Chordata, Mammalia, Dermoptera, Cynocephalidae. Gene Ontology annotation, cellular component: vesicle; ruffle membrane; plasma membrane. Gene Ontology annotation, molecular function: actin binding. The coding region runs from base 1 to 2145 and encodes 714 amino acids. The record is from RefSeq and is a predicted model, not a curated record. The transcript is spliced from 19 exons.